This is a messenger RNA of Scophthalmus maximus (turbot), 2398 nucleotides long. RefSeq names its product heterogeneous nuclear ribonucleoprotein U-like protein 2. Lineage: Eukaryota; Metazoa; Chordata; Actinopteri; Pleuronectiformes; Scophthalmidae. Gene Ontology annotation, cellular component: membrane. Gene Ontology annotation, molecular function: protein binding. Bases 152 to 2041 code for a protein of 629 amino acids. The transcript is spliced from 11 exons. The record is from RefSeq and is a predicted model, not a curated record.
CAACGAGCCAAUCACAAACUAGAGCACCAUAUUGAAUUGGUGUGAAUCCAAACAUUUGGUUUGUUUCGUUUAGUUUAAUGUAGUUUAGUUGAUAUCGACGCGACCACAGCUCGAUUAACAACACGACUGAACCGGGCCUCACAAGUCGACCAUGAAGCUAACGGAUAUGAAAAAGUUAAAAGUGGCGGAGCUGCGCUCCAGACUUAGGGAAGCAGGACUGGACAGUCGAGGGCUGAAGGCUGAGCUGGUGGACCGGCUGUGGGCUGCUGCGGAGAGAGGACCGAGCCCCGGGGAAGUACAACUACAACAUGACCGCUCACCGACGGAGGCAGCCGAGGUCCGCGCUCCGUCCUCUGAAACGGGUGUCGCUGCGCUGCCAUGCUGCCCCCACAGCACCAGAGACACCGCGACGCAGACCGAGCCCGAGGCCGGAGGAACCGCACCGCGACGCGGCUCCGAGGUCGUUCCAGAGUCGCUGCGGGGGAACGAGGUGGAUGAUCCCGGAGAACACAGCAGAGCUCUGUCCUGCGAGGGGACGGGCAGGGGGAGAGCUUUCUACGAGUUUAAGGAGGAGAUGCGAUACAAAAGGGCAAAGUCACCACAGCCUCCAAAGGACAGAGAUGAGGCAGAGGAAGAGCAUGAAGAUAAAAUCUGUCUAGAUCCAUAUGAUUGUCACCUCCACUUUGAGGCGAGCUCCAAUGGAUCCUGUGGGCAGCCACGGUUCUGGGACCAGUUCCCCUCACUGUGGUCUGGCUGCAGGCUCACCCACGGGGUGCUGCGGGGCAGGGUGGGCUUUGAGGUGAGGCUGGAGAGGAAGUUGAUGACUACACAGCUGGUGAAAGAGGAGGACACGGAGCCCCAUGGUGUGAGAGUGGGCUGGUCAGUGGCUGGCACCUCUUUGCUGCUGGGUGAGGAUGAGCUCUCUUUUGCUUAUGAUGGGCGCAGUAAAAAAGUGUCAGGCGGAAAGGAAGAGGAGUUUGGAGAACCUCUGUCAGAGGGGGACAUAAUUGGCUGCUAUGCUUGUUUCUCAACAGGUGGAGCCAUUCAGCUCUCUUUCCAUAAGAAUGGUCAUUUCGUAGGUGUGGCCUUUUCCCUGGCCGCCUCCAUGCUGCAGGGUCGUCCUCUGUUCCCUCACAUCCUCUGUAAGAGCUAUUCAGUAAGAUUCCUCCUGGACCCCACAUCCCCUCCCUGGUACCCCGGCCCUCCAGGUUUCACACAGCUGGCAGCUCUCCCUGCUGGGCAGAGGGUGUGUUCUACACUGGCCUCUUCUUCCAGAGCACAGAGUGAGGUGUUGUUGAUGGUGGGUCUUCCUGGUUCUGGGAAGAGCCACUGGGCCAUGACUCACAUGAAGCAGCAUCCAGAGAAACAGUACAAGCUGCUGGGCACAGAGGAGCUGCUGGCAUGUAUGAUUACUGGUGGACAGACGGACAGCAGGCUCCGACAGGCCUCUCAGUGUUUGACUGAUUUAAUCAAGAUGGCUGCUCAGACUCCUGGCAACUAUAUCCUGGACCAGUGCAACAUCCUUUUCUCGGCACGUCGUCACAAGCUGCGGCUGUUCACUGGCUUUCGGAGGCGGGUGGUGGUAGUUUUUCCAGCUGCAGACGAGUGGAAAAGGCGACUGACGCUGCACCAGACGAGUGACGGGGAGCAGAUCCCAGAGACUGCCCUUCUCAAACUCCAAGUGAGUUGCAGCCUUCCAGAGCAGGAGACUAAUCUGCUGGACGAGCUGCAAUAUGUAGAGCUGCCUCGGGAGAAGGCGCAGACACUCCUGCAGGAGUACAAGAACUCUGCUCACAGACUGCUGCCCCCAAUCCCCAAACAGGACAAGAGGAAAUCCCGCUUUCAAAAGAAAAGACCCCACCCCCAUGGCCCCCUACCAUCACACAGGAUCCAGGGGACUGGGAUACGUGGGUGGAAUGACCCGAGACUCAACAUGCAGCCAUGGAGUCAGCACCCAAGAUAUUGGAACCUGGCUCAUCCGGACCCGAGCUACAACUACAACAGACACUUUGGUUACAUCGGUUAUGAGGAUAACUGUUGAAGAAAACGAUGCUGCUGCAUUACCUGCGUUUACAAGGACAAUAUUUUCUAUUGAUCAGCCAUUUAAUUAGAAAAAAAGAUUAGGAGCUGACUAAAUCAUGGAGAAAUACAGAUUAUAUGUUGCACCCCCUGCUUCGACCAAUCAAUGAUAAUCAGUGUUUUAUUUAAGGAAUUUUGAUGCCAAAACCCAGGUCACUUUGUGGACAGGAUUUGUAUUCGAAAACAAAAAGAUUUUAUAAGUUGUUUUUACUGUACAGUGUAAAAAUGAUGAAAAACUGUAUUUUGCACAGUUUUAACACCAGUAUUGUUAAGAGAGUGCUUAAAGUCAAAGAGUACAUAAAUAAACUUUGAUGAAGAA